This is a messenger RNA of Adineta steineri, 1827 nucleotides long. The record is from the annotation of a GenBank genome assembly. Lineage: Eukaryota; Metazoa; Rotifera; Eurotatoria; Adinetida; Adinetidae.
AUGGAUAAGAAAUCUGUUGUACUUCCGAAUACACCAAGUAAAUUAUGUGAUAUAGCUGCACUUCGUCAACAAUUGGAUGCCAUUGAACGUAAUGAGAAAAACAAUAUUAAUGGAAAUAUUUCUCUAGAAAAAAUAAAGAAACAAUGUGAUAUGUUACAAAAAGAAACUAUGGAUAAAUUAUUUCUUACAACACAAAAACAAUUAGAUGCUCAAAAAUCGAAAGAAUUUAUUAUAAAACGUACAAAAGAAAUUCAUGAAGUUAUGCAAGCAAUAAAUAAUACGGAAUUAGUUGAUGUUUGUUUCUUACUUGAUUGUACAAGUAGUAUGCAAAAAUAUAUUGAUGAAGUUAAAGAUCGUAUAUUGGAAACGGUGAAAUUAUUAAAAACUCGUUUUUCAUUUUUAAAUAUACGUUUAGCAUUCGUUGGUUAUCGCGAUUUAGAUUUAAGUGAAGAAGAACAAUUUAGUAUUUUAGAUUUUACAGAUGAAAAUGAAUUUUAUACAUUUAUUUCAACAGUAGUAUGCAAAAAUGGUGGUGAUGCUUGUGAAGAUGUUCUUGGAGGUUUACAACGAACAAUAAAUCUGAAUUGGCAACAACCUGUACGUAUUUUGAUACAUAUUGCUGAUGGUCCAUCACAUGGUCGACGAUACCAUGAUUUAGCGGAUGUAUGUGAUUACUAUUUAACACAUGAUGAUAAUGGAGCUAUUGGAUAUAGAUUAAUACAUGAACUUGUUGAAUUAGGAGUGAGAUAUUUCUUUGGUCGUCUAGCUCAUCAUACUGAUAAGAUGAUUGAACAAUUUACUACAUACACUGAAGGUCGAAUGGCGAUCGAACAAAUUGAUGUUGGGGAUUUUAAAAACUUAUUACCAUUUAUCGUUGAUACUAUAACACAUUCGAUUUCAAGAGCAACAGUAUCAUUAUUGAAAAAUUAUCCUGUACUUGAAGAAAAUCCUCCGGGUACGCAUAAUACAUCAAAAAUUAGUAUUCAACGUAGUAUAGUUUUUGAAGAAAAAGAACCAAUAUGGGCAAAUAUACCGCCCAAACAAGUCAAAGUCAUCAAAUAUGAAUGUAAUGCUACUUUACGUUGUAAAGAAGUAAUUCAAUCAUUAACAUUAAAAGUUGCUGAUAAUCCUUUUGCAGAAGGUGCACUUCGUUUAGCAUAUUAUGGUUCAAUGUUAUUUAAAGGUCAAUGGGGAAAAUUUGUUCUUAAAGAAUAUAAAAGUGUUACUAAUGGUGAAAAUACAAAAGAGAAAUAUUUAGAAAUGUUAGAUUGUCAAACAGUUGCCGAUUAUCUUGCACAAGAAUUCAAUAAAUUAUCACCAAUUAAUAAUUCAACAGCGAUGAUUAAAAAAAUUAAAUUUAUAAUGACGAAAUUAGUUUUUAUGCCUCAAGGAGGUGAAGGUAAAUUUCGUUAUUAUACAAUGGAGAGAUUUAUUGAAGGUGCAUAUAAGAAAUUUUCAAAUAAUAUUGGAUAUGUUAAUUAUCAAGAUCCAGCAUUAACUUUACAAGCAUUUUCACAUUGGACAUAUGAACGUACAAAUGGUGAAAUGAUUGUUGUUGAUUUACAAGGUAUUGAUAUUGGUGAUCAUCAAACAUAUUUAUUAACUGAUCCAUGUAUACAUGCAACUGAUCUUAAACGAUUUGGUCGAACAAAUCUUGGUAAAGCUGGUAUGAAACGAUUCUUCCAAACACAUGUGUGUAAUAUCAUCUGUCAUGCUUUGAAACUCAAACGAAAUAAAUAUCAAUUAGAUGAGGCACCAAUUAAAUGGGAUUCUUAUUUUGUUAAUAAAUGGAAGUCUACAUUAUUUACUUCAGUGGCUAAGAAAUAA